This is a messenger RNA of Hemiscyllium ocellatum (epaulette shark), 5889 nucleotides long. It is a transcript of the gene dner, whose product is annotated as delta/notch-like EGF repeat containing. Gene Ontology annotation, cellular component: plasma membrane; protein-containing complex. The record is from RefSeq and is a predicted model, not a curated record. The transcript has 13 exons. NCBI's taxonomy places the organism in Eukaryota, Metazoa, Chordata, Chondrichthyes, Orectolobiformes, Hemiscylliidae. Bases 602 to 2812 code for a protein of 736 amino acids. Gene Ontology annotation, biological process: heterophilic cell-cell adhesion; establishment or maintenance of epithelial cell apical/basal polarity. Gene Ontology annotation, molecular function: calcium ion binding.
CAUCCCAAUUCUGUCUGUGUUUUUCUCUCUCUUUCUCACUCUGUCUCUCCCUCUCUCUGCCAGGGAACCCUUACUCCCCGCUGUCUCUCUCGGUAUCCCACUCAUUCUCUCUCUCUCUCACACACUCUCACUCAUUCCUUCACUCCCUCCCCCCCCUCUGUCACACUCCUCCCUCCCCCCUCCCCUUCUUUCUCUCUCACAUUCUCUCUCUCACGCAUUCUUUCCCUCCCCUUCUCCCUCUCCCUCCCUCCCUCCCUCUCCAUCCCCGUCUCUCUCACAUUCCCUCUCUCUCUCUCUCUCUCUGUGCUGCUGUCCGCUCAUUCAGCGCCGGGUUCCGUGCGGGGAGCUGAGAGCGGCUCGAUCCCACCUGGAUCCUCUCUGCCCCCAGUCGGGGAUCAGUCCGGGCCGGCUCUCUCUGAUCGCUCCCUCCGCCAGCUCCCUCUGUGUGUGAGGGUGUGUGUGAGGGACCAGGGGCUGUAUCCAUCACCCCCUCCCUCCCUCCCUCCUUGCUUACAGAGCCACAGUAACAAGGGUCGGGGGAAUUGCAUUGAGAGCCUCCCCCUCCUCACCAGCCCCUGACCCUCCUGUCCCAGAGCCUGAGAUGCCAGCCUUGCUGCUGUUCCUGGGCACCGUGUCCCUGGUGUGCCUCUCCAAUGCUGCUCCCCUGGACCCAUGUGUCAGGCUGUCUUGCCUCAACAACGGUACAUGUGGAAGUUUGUUACACAGACUGGCAUCGUACAACUGCAGUUGCCCCCCUGGACUGGCAGGACUACACUGCCAGGAUCAAGUAGACAACUGUACAAGCAACCCCUGUCACCAUGGCAACUGCAGCAGCUCUGACGAUGGCUAUGUUUGUGUUUGUGAAGAAGGUUAUCAGGGUGAUACGUGUGAUCAACCUCUGCCAAGCACUUUGACCCCGACCUGGGCGGAAUCAACGCUGCCAUGGCAACCCCAGCCAGCUGCAACGUCGUUGUCGUCCAACACAACCUCACCAUUGUCCUCACCCUCAACCUCACCCUCAUCCUCAUCAUCACCCUCACCCUCAUCCUCAUCUUUGCCCAAACCCUCAUACUCCUCAUCACCCUCACCCUCACCCUCACCCUCACCUUCACCCUUGUCCUUGCAGCAAACAGUCGUCACGCUGUCGCCAUGGCAGCCGGAACCCGGACACAAAAUUGUAAACCUAACGUGGGACGUCAAAGAGAUGAUCAACUCCUCGAAUUUCCUGUGUGCAGACAAUGGUUCCAAUCACCGUGUUCUUGAAGUACCCGAGGAGACUGCUCUAAGAAUUAAAGUGAACGAGGGUGAUGUAUCUGUUUCUUUCUGGGAAGUUACUGAAGAGAAUUUCCAGCAAUGUUCGGUUACCAAUGGGAAGAGCAUUAUUCCCCUUCACACCGCCGGUGGCUUUGUUCUGCUGGAGGAGAUGCUAUCUUUGGGGAACAACUACUUUCUUGCCAUUGUGAACGAUUUAGCUGCUAAAGCAAUGCCAGCUCUGAGGGUGAACGUGACAGUCAAAGCUAGUAUCUGCAUGGAAGAAAAGAAUGGCCUCCAGUGUUCAGGAAGGGGACAGUGCAUCACCAAACCUUCAGCGGCUGCCUUCUACUGUGACUGUGAGGAAGGACACAUUGGUCUUUUCUGUGAAGAAUUUGAUGGCUGCAGCAGUGUCCAGUGUCAGAACAACGCAACGUGUCUGGAUGUUAAACAGGGGAAUACCGAGAGGAACUUCACCUGUGUCUGUUCACCAGGUUACACAGGAGAAGUGUGCGAGUCCCAGAUCGAUCACUGUACCUCACAGCCCUGUGAACAUGGAGCUACCUGUCUGAGCAGAGCCACUGGCUACAGCUGUGUGUGUCCCGAAGGUUUUACUGGCCUGGCGUGUGAGCAGAGGAUCGAUCCCUGUGCCCUGUUGCCAUGCCAGAACAACGGGACUUGCUUCACCGAUGGCACAUCCUACAGUUGUAACUGCAGUCCUGCCUACACUGGACCUCUCUGCACACAGCUCAUUGACUUCUGUGCCCUCAGUCCCUGUGCCCACGGAAUCUGCCGCGGGGUUGGCACCAGUUACAAGUGUCUGUGUGCCCCAGGUUACCACGGGUUAUACUGUGAGGAGGAAGAUGAUGAAUGCCUUUCAGAGCCCUGUCAGAAUGCAGGCACCUGUAAAGACUUGGUGAAUGGGUACGAAUGCCUGUGUCCUGAUGAGUAUGAAGGUCAGCACUGUGACCUGUAUAAGGAUCCCUGUACUGCGGUCAGCUGUCAGAAUGGAGGCACCUGUACCAGCAAGGAGCAAAAUGCCACUUGUGUUUGUGUCCCAGGAUUUACUGGUGAAAGAUGUGAAGCAGAUAUAAAUGAGUGUGACAGUGAUCCCUGUCAUCAUGGAGGUACUUGCAUGAACGAAGCAAAUGGAUAUACCUGCCAUUGCCCCCAGGGCUGGGUGGGCAUCCACUGUGAUGUUUAUCUGGAAUGGAAGUCUGAUCAGAUGGCAGAGAGUCUGAAUAACAUGCCUCGUCACUCCCUGUACAUUAUCAUCGGUGCCCUCUGUGUGGCCUUUGUUCUGAUGCUGAUCAUUUUGAUUGUGGGGAUCUGUCGGAUUAGCCGCAUUGAGUACCAGGGCUCCUCCAGACCAUCGUAUGAGGAAUUCUACACCUGUCGGAGCAUUGACAGUGAGUUCAGCACGGCCAUCGCUUCGAUUCGGCAUGCCAGGUUUGGCAAAAAGAGCAGGCCAGCAAUGUACGAUGCAACUCCAGUUGCCUACGAAGAUUACAGCCCUGAUGAUAAACCACUGGUCACUCUCAUUAAAACAAAGGAUUUGUAAAGCACAUCUUUUACCGGUGUGAGAAGGGGAGGCGAAAGGGCAAAUACACCCACACAAAAUAUUUUUAAGACAAUGUGUUGCUCAAAUAUCUGAGAGAUUUGCUUUCUGAGUUAGAUUGUCAUUUUCCAGUAGUUAAUCAUACAAACCGAUUCUAUCAAUUAAAUUUUUUUGUGUUUCUGAACUACUUGCUAUGUUAAUGAAAUAUAUUUUCAAUGUUGCUAUUGACCUUAAAAGAAUUUCUCUUUUGUUGUGAAGAAUUUGCAUAAACUGUAAGUUAUAGAAUCUGGGUGUUGGUAUAUUUAUGUUUUCCUGUCUGUGUGAAAUUAACUUCACCAUAGCCUGGAGGAAUUGAGAUUUGUUUUUGAUCAUUCAUUUCCUUAAUUCAUUUUAUUCAGAAAUUUGCAACUCUGUCCUUUCACUUCCAGUUCCUGAGCACGAAUUCUGCCCAAACUACCGGGAUUUAUUUCUGUACUGCGUGAACAUUGAAAUGGUUCAAAUUGUCCAAAAACAUACCAGAGCUGGUCAUACUUUGUUACAAGGUUAUGGUCUCAUUUGGAAUAGCUAAAAGAAAAGCCAAGUGGAAAAGAAAUGUGUUGCAGUUUUUGAACUGUUUGUGUGUGUGUGUGAGAGAGAGAGAGGAUGUGUGUGCCUGUGUGAGAGAGACUGUGUGUUUGUGCAUGUCUGUGUAUGUAUGUGUGCAGAUGUGUGUAUAAAUGUAUGUCAGAGUGUAUGGUGUGUGUAUGUGUGUGUGCGCGUGUGGGAGAGAGUGUCUGUGUGAGUAUGUGCCUGUGUGUGAGAGAAAGAGUGUGUGUGUGAGUAUGUGUAUGUGUGUGUGUGUCUGUGUUUAUUUGUGUGUGUAUGAGAGGAUGUGUGUGAGAGACUGUGUGUGAGUGUGUGUGUCUGUCUGUAAGUGUGUGAGAGAGAAGGUGUAUGUGUAUGUAUGUGUGUGAGAGAGAAGGUGUGUGUGUGUAUGUGGAUGUAUGUGUGUGAGAGAGAAGGUGUGUAUGUGUCUGUAUGUGUGUGAGAGACUGAGUGUGUGUGUGUGUCUGCUUGUGUGUGAGAGACUCUGUGUGUGUGUGUGUGUGUGUGUGUGUGUGUGUGUGUGUGUGUGUGUGUGUGUGUGUGUGUGAGAGAGAGAAGGUGUGUGUAUGUGUCUGUAUGUGUGUGAGAGACUGUGCUUGUGUGUGUGUGUGAGAGAGAGAGUGACAGUGUAUGUGUGAGAGUAUGUGUCUUUGUGCAUGUGUGGUUGUGUGGGGAGAUUCACAUUGAAUGUAAAAUAUUGGGUAAAUGUUCUUCCUCCCAUUCCACCAGCUCCCAAGUGGCCACAAUGCCUUUAAUGUACCCACUCCCUCCCACAGAACUCAGCACCUUCUCCAAAGUUAUUCUUGAAAAGAAAACAAUGAAACAAAGGAUACUUAAAAUUCAGAUUGAUUCUUUGAAACUAUUUGUUAAAAGGAGACCCGAUGCCAAAACGCAAUGAUCAAAAUCAACUCAAUUGUGUCUUGCUCAAUACUUAAAUAGAAAAUGAAUUUCUUCAGGCUAUGGUAUGUUUUGGUGAACUUACCUUAAAGAGAGAGCCUCAUCAUUAGUACCUUUUUUUGAAAAAUCAGUUGUGAAUAUUCGUUACCAUUAAAUGUAUAAUUUCUGUGAAAAUUCUCAAUCAAAUCUUCCAAACAGUACAUUAUUAAAGGAGGAAUUCCAGAUGCAAAUUAGUGACACAGAUAAUAUUGAAGGAGCUGAGGAGUAUGCUACACAAGUGAAAUGGCAGUAACCUGACUUAGUAGGUAAAUUGGUACUAAAUCAGCUCCUAUCCAGUGGCAAAACUUUGGGGUUCUUGUGAUGCAGUGGUAAUGUCCUGUCUCUGAAUCAGGAGGCCUGGAUUAAAGUCCCACCUACUCCAGCAGUGUUUCGUGACAUCACUGAACAGGUUGAUGAGUAAAGUAUCUAUUAACCUGAGUGUGUCUUCCUAUCGACUUGCCCUGCAUAUAAAACAAGAUCUCAUAGUUGAAGAAGAACCUUGAUCCAAAGUGCAGCAUAUAACAGACUGGAAAAAGAGAAAUGAAUCUAUAAACGGUCAGUAACAAAACCAGAAAUUGUUGGAAAAGCUCAGCAGGUCUGGCAGUAUCUGUGCAGAGAAAUCAGACCACAGGGGUCACUCGAUCAGAAACGUUAGCUCUGAUUUCGUUCCACAGAUGCUGCCAGAUCUGAUGAGCUUUUCCAACAAUUUCUGGUUUUGUUCCUGAUUUACAGCAUCCACAGUUCUUUUGUUUUUUUUUUCUAAAUGGUCUUGAUUGUGUUUCUAGGGAGACCAUAAAUGAACAUGCUGUCGGAGCGUUUCCUUCUCCCUGCUGGGGAGACAAAUUUAUUUCCAAAAUAAACCUUUGUGGUGUGGUACACACAUUGUUUUCAUAAAUUUGAUUUAAUCCUAUGAAUCAGAAAGUUUUAAAAAAACACAGAGCACAAAGCAUUUCAAUAACCUGAUAUCUAAUUUCCAUAUUUUGCUCUUGCAUUACCAAUCAGGUAAAUUGUCAUCAGAAUAAUUUACCUCUUUAAUGUUAAUGGAAUCUCUUACGACUAAUUUUUUAAAAAAACACUGACAAGAAUGUUGAGAUACUCGCUCUUUACAUAGCUAGUUUUUAGUAAUGCAUAUUGUAAUGAAACUUGAAGAUAAAAUGUCUAUAAAAUGUGAUACAGUUACGCAUUCCUAAUCAAGCUGCAAUGACAUUUAAGAAGUGACAUUGUACCCUUCAGGCGAAAAUACCCUGUCAUGUGCAAGUUGAACAUUUUAGCAUUCGCUUCAGUUUUCCCUGCUUGGAAUAUGAUCUUGUAAUACCUUUGUGUUAUUUUGUCUUUUUUGCUCUUCUGUAACUGGUAUUAUUUUUGUGCAAGUAGGUUCCUCAUUAAUGUAUUGAACCGUAAACUGUGUCUUGAAUAUCAAAGCGCCCACAUACCAGCAGGGCCUGUUUGUGAUGGAAUUAGACAUUUGAUUUGCUGCAUUACACACAUGUAUUGAAACUGUAUGUUUAAUGAAACAAUAAAAUGCUUAAACAAAGUAACAAUCGUAUUAGCAACGCAAA